AUGGAUGUCGCUGCUGCUCACAGUUCAAGAAGGGGCCCGAUGUCGGUUGUAAAUAACCUCUUCUCAUUCACAAGCCCUUCAGUGAAACGGCUAUUGGGUUGGAAGCAGGGCGACGAGGAAGAAAGAUGGGCGGAAAAGGCAGUCGACAGCCUUGUCAAGAAACUCAAAAAACGGAAAGGAGCUAUAGAAGAUUUGGAAAAAGCUUUGUCUUGCCCAGACACCCAGAGCAGAUGCGUAACGAUUCCUAGGAGUUUAGACGGCAGACUGCAGGUGUCUCACAAAAAGGGUUUGCCACACGUGAUUUACUGCAGAGUGUGGCGUUGGCCCGACUUACAAAGCCACCACGAACUUAAACCCAUAGAGACCUGCCUGUACCCGUUUUCCGCAAACCAAAAGGACGUGUGUAUUAAUCCUUAUCAUUAUACGAGGGUGGAGACUGCAGUUUUACCCCCAGUUCUGGUUCCUAGACACAACGAUUUUGUUCCUGGCCAUUCUCUUCUUGCUUUUCAGCAAGUAUCGGAACCGUUGAUGCCUAAUAACGUCAGUUAUUCACCCAAUGGUUUCGUUUCACACCAGAUGGGUCCGGCAUCACCCGCGUCUACGAUUUCUAGUCCAGGAAGUCCUCAGUCUUCGUAUUCCAAUUUGUCCGAAACACCACCACCCGCUUAUAGUCCCAAUGACAACGAAAUUCAUUUGUAUCAAGGUCUACCGCAUUGGGCUUCCGUAGCAUACUACGAGCUCAAUUGUAAAGUGGGAGAGACCUUUCACUGCAAUUGUACUUCUGUAAUCGUAGAUGGGUUUACGAGCCCUUGCAACAAUAGGGUGAGGUCCCGUUUUUGCUUGGGACAGCUCAGCAACGUGAACAGAAAUUCUACAAUCGAGAACACAAGGCGUCACAUUGGUAAGGGGGUCCACAUAUACUAUGCCAACGGCGAGGUAUACGCAGAAUGCUUGUCGGAGUAUUCAGUUUUUGUCCAGUCGAGAAACUGCAAUCAACGCCACGGAUUCCAUCCAUCGACAGUAUGCAAAAUUCCUCCGGGUUGUUCUUUGAAAAUAUUUAACAACGCUGAAUUUGCUCAGCUGCUUUCACAGUGCGUUAAUCAUGGGUUCGAGGCGGUCUACGAACUGACCAAAAUGUGUACCAUUCGGAUGAGUUUCGUUAAAGGGUGGGGUGCGGAGUAUCAUCGACAGGACGUAACAAGUACGCCGUGUUGGAUCGAGGUGCACUUACAUGGACCAUUGCAAUGGUUGGACAAGGUGUUGACUCAGAUGGGAUCUCCGCAUAAUGCAAUUAGUUCGGUAUCAUAA
Molecule: messenger RNA, 1308 nt
Organism: Anoplophora glabripennis (Asian longhorned beetle)
Lineage: Eukaryota; Metazoa; Arthropoda; Insecta; Coleoptera; Cerambycidae
Product: protein mothers against dpp-like
Exons: 1
Coding region: 1-1308 (435 amino acids)
Biological process (GO): transforming growth factor beta receptor signaling pathway; BMP signaling pathway; regulation of transcription by RNA polymerase II
Cellular component (GO): heteromeric SMAD protein complex
Molecular function (GO): DNA-binding transcription factor activity, RNA polymerase II-specific; RNA polymerase II cis-regulatory region sequence-specific DNA binding; I-SMAD binding
Source: RefSeq, a predicted model, not a curated record